Lachnellula hyalina is the source of this 288-nucleotide messenger RNA. RefSeq names its product 2,3-dihydroxyphenylpropionate/2,3-dihydroxicinnamic acid 1,2-dioxygenase. The record is from RefSeq and is a predicted model, not a curated record. The transcript has 2 exons. NCBI's taxonomy places the organism in Eukaryota, Fungi, Ascomycota, Leotiomycetes, Helotiales, Lachnaceae. Gene Ontology annotation, molecular function: oxidoreductase activity; ferrous iron binding. The coding region runs from base 1 to 288 and encodes 95 amino acids.
AUGGCGAAGAAGAACGAAUACCCAUUGAACAGCCCGCAUCCCCUAGUCAACGAUGUGUGGGAUCGUAUGUUCAUGGACAAGUUUUGUGCGGGUGACAGCUCAUUUAUGAAAGCGUUGAGUUAUUCGGAAGUCGAGAAGGAGGCGGGGCACGGUGGACAUGAAGUGCUCAACUGGGUAGCUAUGCUGGGUGCUAUGAAGGGUGCGAAAUCGAGGUUGUUGGUUUACGAGCCUGUUAUUGAAUGGAUUUGCGGCAUGACAUAUGUAGACUUUGAUCUUGGAAAGCAAUAA